Molecule: messenger RNA, 4606 nt
Organism: Aspergillus steynii IBT 23096
Lineage: Eukaryota; Fungi; Ascomycota; Eurotiomycetes; Eurotiales; Aspergillaceae
Exons: 10
Coding region: 16-4356 (1446 amino acids)
Biological process (GO): tubulin complex assembly; microtubule cytoskeleton organization; post-chaperonin tubulin folding pathway
Molecular function (GO): GTPase activator activity; beta-tubulin binding; RNA binding
Source: RefSeq, a predicted model, not a curated record
GUCAAGUGGCCCAUCAUGGAUGCAGCAGAUGACCGGGAAGUUAAGCUCCAGCGCGCAUCUGGUGAUCUCGUGAAGGAAUUCUCAGACAAAUUGCCAUCUCUGCUUUGGAAAACCCGCGCUACCGAACAGGGGGAGGUCCGAGUCCCGCGAAGGUGGACGCACGCCGCGAAGACAGAGAGACUCGUUAGCCUUCUAGAGCCUUUUCAAGAAUGGCCUCAGUUAUUGGAUCCACACCUCCAAACACUACUGCCCUCCUUGGUUGAUGCGUUCUUAGCGUAUUUGCUCAAGCAUCGCGAUCAAUAUGCUUUGAAACCAGCCAACUCGCAGCAGCAGCAGUCUGCUUACCCUCUACCAAGGGCGAUUUGCCGGCUUCUUUACACAUUCUGUAAGGUCCGCGGGGUCAAAGUGAUCAGCCGAUUCCUCAACAAUGAGCCAAAAUAUCUUGAUCCUUUGCUGCGAGCGUUCAUUGAAUGGGACGCGAUUCGUCAAGAAGAGAACCUGGAGAGUUCUCUCGAUGAUAAUUCGCAGAGACUCAUCUGGGAAGAGCGUUAUGUAAUGCUGAUUUGGCUCUCCCAUUUGCUGCUGGCCCCUUUUGACCUGUCCUCAAUGUCAUCGGAUGACCUUCCGGUUCCAUAUGAUAACUUGGACCAGCUUAAACCGCUCUCACCGCAGACACCGGCUAUUGCAAAGUCUAUUCUCUCGGUGUCGCUGAAUUAUGUGAACGUUCCUGGGAAAGAGCGAGAGGCUGCUACCGCGCUUCUCGCACGUCUGGUGCUCCGCGGGGAUAUGCAAUCCCUAGGGCUCCUGACGUAUCUUACCGAAUGGGCAUUUUCUAUCGUUGAGCCUGCGGAUAGACCGGAGCCUCCGACUGUCUACACAUGUAUUGGAGUGCUGUCUUUUCUUGCGCGCCUCGGGGCCUCUGGCCAGGUCGAGGACUUUGCUCCGCUCAUCGUACCGGUCUUCCAGAAGACCCUGCUCGUUGCACAGGGAACGUCAGACGUAUCUGAGACUAUCAAGUCUUCUGCCUUGGCAAGGAAGAUUGUCAUAAAGAUUCUCCGAUCGGUGACGGUGAUGGCCUUGUCCCUGAGCGAAAGAGCGGACAAUCCACUCUCAGAUGAUCAGUUCUCUUCAAUCUUAGAAGAGGCGAUCGAUCAUUUUCUGGUGGCUUUGGCUGAUAAAGACACACCAGUGAGGUUUGCUGCAAGCAAGGCGUUGAGUAUAAUUACGCUGAAGCUUGACUCGGAAAUGGCGACUGAGGUCAUCGAGGCUGUCACCGGUUCGCUGGAGGAGAAUAUCCUGUAUGAAAAGCCAGAUGGUACGAUAGUGACCCAGUUAGAAGCACGGAUGUUUGGGACCAAUAAGAUGAAACGAAACCUCAGUGCAGUUGAUGCUCAGCGAUGGCAAGGACUGAUACUUACAUUGGGACAUCUUCUCUUCCGUCGCGCUCCGCCCACCCAUCAACUGCCUGAAGUACUCCAGCCGCUCAUUUCUGGGCUUGACUUUGAGCAAAGAUCAUCCACUGGAAGCUCCGUGGGUACGGGCGUACGAGAUGCCUCUUGCUUUGGCAUAUGGGCGAUAUCUCGAAAGUAUACAACCCAGGAACUGCUGGAUUUAAGACCGCAGACAAUCAGCACAUCUACAGCACAGGAUGAAACAAACGUCCUGCAGAUGCUGGCCAUAGAGCUAGUAUGUGCUGCCUGUGUGGAUCCGUCGGGAAAUAUUCGGAGAGGUGCAUCUGCUGCCUUGCAGGAGCUAAUUGGACGCCAUCCUAAUACCAUUUCCGAGGGAAUACCACUGGUCCAAGUGGUUGAUUACCACGCCGUGGCUCGUCGCUCAAGGGCAAUGAAUGAUGUCGCAAAAGCUACCGCAGACCUGAGCCUUCAUUAUUGGAGCCCUCUCGUUGAAUCGCUGAUGCACUGGAGAGGCAUUGGGUCCCCAGAUGCCGAGUCUAGGAGGCAAGCAGCAAAAGCCAUCGGAAAUCUGAGUACACAGAACUCUUACAAAUCGAUCAAAAUCGUGCUUCAUCGACUGAUCAACAAGCUUAACAAUCUUCCUCACAGUGAUGUCGAGGGGAGGCAUGGGUGCUUGCUAGCACUUUCCGCGGCAGUUGACGCUUUCAAUGCCUGUCGUAUUGAUUCUGAAGAUAGCACUGAGGCAGAAGACGUUGUACUUCAACUGGAAGAGCUCUGGAACAUGUUCAAUUCCCCAGUCGGCCCUACUAAAAAGGACCUGACGCUUCAAAUCUCACGUCCUGAAUUGACGGCCGAAGCGUUGUCAUGUUUGGUUUCUGCUCUUUCUCGCUCAGUGUCGCAAGAGACGGUGCCAAAUGUUCCACGGCCGUCCACUGAUCUGCUCGAUAAGGCCCUGGAGACUCUUUUGCUCUGCGUUUCCCGAGGCGAAGAUAUUGCUAUUGAGACUUCCUCUUCGUCGCUAUCUGGUAUAUUCCCUCUUUUGGCUUCUAAAAGACAGGAUGAAGUAAUCCACGGCUGGUUCUCACACAUUGGCGCCACUCGGAAGCUCCCAACUGGCCGCGGCCAAAUCUCGGUUCUGGGUGCUAUUUUCACGCACCUUGACCAAGCGAGCGAACUGAGGCAGUCGAUUGUGGAGGAGUUGCUGCGAUGCACCGAGAAAGAUGAGUUGAUUGAGAAGCGAGUAAUGGCUGUGAAGAGUUUGACUUCAGGUGUUCUCCCAUAUCUAGACGGGACGGAUGCUGUUUCUGACCACAUAAUUGGCUUUUUGAAUGACUAUACUACUGAUAGACGUGGUGAUAUUGGAUCUCAGAUUCGGCUAGAGGCUAUCCAGUCGGCAUGCAUUAUCCUUCAGAAGGACUCGAAUUCUACAGCCCAUGCGUUGCAUGUUCAGAAUAUUGUCGGGUGCCUUUGUCGAUUGGCAGCUGAAAAGCUCGAUAAAGUCCGCCUUCAAGCCUGGCUAUGCUUGCAGAGCUUCUGGGAGUCAGCAACUGAAUUUCCACAACUGAAGAGACGAUACGAGCAUUUCAGCCAUGUGUCUUCGCCAGAUUAUUUCCUGCAGCUCCUCGACCUGCAAGCAGUCGAAUGGCUGCGUGUCCCAAUCUUCCAGGGCAUCGCAACUUCGGCCGUCGCCGGAGCGGAGGGGGUUAUUCGUUCUUCGCGUUCAGCCUUGGUUCAAUGGAUUAACAGCCAGGAGGCCGGGAAUCAGCAAGCCACAGUGGUCUCCGCUAUCAAAGACCUUUUGGUUGUACUGAAUGACAACCUGCAAGAUGACCGCUAUGCUAUACCAGCUAUGGAGCUGCUCGCAUUUCUGCUAGAUGGAUACAUCCUGGCAAUUCCCGACAAUUCGGAGCCAAGUUUCCGAAAACUGUUUGUCCUUGUCCAAAAGGCGCAUUUCAAAACCUCCAAUAUCGCAAGACUAGAAGCAGCUACCCGAGUAUAUGCGUGCCUGUCUCGAUUGGAGUCGUUGCGCACUGAAGCUCUGAAGAAGAUGACGGGAAUGCUGUUGCAUCCUUUUCCAAGAGUUCGCAGUAACAUCGCGGAAUAUUUGUUCAUGGAGACCGUGUCCGACAAGGUCAAGGAUGAAGAUUGGACGAGGCAGCCAAAAGAACUGAAGGGUCUUUCGCAAAUCAUGGCGGCCGUAUCAACGUCCACGGGAGCUAUCCCGCCCAAUAACACAGUUUAUGUCCGUAACCUGGAAGAGAGAAUCAAAGUCGACCAGCUGAAGGUCGCUCUGGACGAGAUCUUCUCGGAAUAUGGCAACAUCAUCGAGAUCGUCGCGAAGACCAACCUGAAGGCCAAGGGCCAGGCGUUCAUUGUGUUCGACGACGUGGAAUCCGCCACCCGCGCUAUUGACGAAAUCAACGGCUUCGAUCUCUUCGACAAGCCUAUGGUUCUGGACUAUGCGAAGACGAGGAGCGAUGCCACCGUGUUGCAGGAAGGCGGGAAUGAGGAGCUUGAGGUUCACAAGAGGAGGCGGCUAGCUGAGAAGGAGCGCAAACAAGCCCACGAAGCUCUCGAGGCCCAAAAGAAACUCAAACGACCCCCCGGCGCUCCCGAUUCCACGCGCCCCGCCAAAACCGCCAAAGGAGCCGGUCUCAAGCCCACCAGCGGGGCCGCCACGGCCGUCAUCCCCGACGAGUACCUGCCUCCCAACAAGAUUCUGUUCCUGCGGGACCUGCCCGACACCGCGGACCAGGACAGCCUUACGGCCGUGUUUGGUCGGUUCGAAGGAUUCCAGGAAGUCCGACUGGUGCCGGGUCGCAAGGGGAUUGCGUUCGUCGAGUACGAGAGCGAGUCUGGCGCGAUCAGCGCGAAGGAGGCCACAUCGGGUAUGCCUAUGGGCGAGAAUGGCAAGCCUAUUCGCGUGACGUACCAGAGACAGUAGCGGAGUGUCUGGAGAGGGUUGCGGAGGACCCGAGGAACUACCUAUUUUAUGGCGUUGGGGUGGGGUUUAUUCUUUCCAUGCUCUCUGGAAUCUCGAUUAGAAUUUGCAGAGAAAUGUACGAAUUGUUUGUCAUUGGGGGUGUAAUCGCGCUGCCUCUUUCCUAUUGUUUGUAUCUUAGCUCGGAUUUGGUAUGAGCGAGAAGAGUUGAAGAAAAGAAAUAGCUUCUGAAUGAUAUCAAAAAGCAAAAAAG